Messenger RNA from Musca domestica (house fly), 772 nucleotides. It is a transcript of the gene E(spl)m4-BFM, whose product is annotated as enhancer of split m4 protein. Bases 49 to 537 code for a protein of 162 amino acids. The record is from RefSeq and is a predicted model, not a curated record. Gene Ontology annotation, biological process: Notch signaling pathway; sensory organ development. Lineage: Eukaryota; Metazoa; Arthropoda; Insecta; Diptera; Muscidae. The transcript has a single exon.
GAGCAUUCAAACAGUUUACAUAUCCCCUACCAAAACAACACAACAAAAAUGUGCGUAGAUAUCGCCACCGCCAACAACAACAAAAUGGAAAUCCUCAACAACCACCACAAGAAAUUUGCCGCUUCCUAUAGCAUCAAAAAAUUGCUGAAGCAACUUUUCAAACACCACAAAUCCCAAAAAUUGGCUGAGCUACAAAAUUUGGAAAAUGCCAAAGAAGCUGCCUCCUUGGAAUCUCUCGAAUCGCUGGAAAAUCAAUGCAAUGCCCAUCUUGAAUUUGAAGCCACCUCCUUGGAAUGCCAUGAAAAUGACAUUAAUGAACGUCUCUCGUCCAAACAGCAGUCCUAUGAAUUGGAAGAUUAUGAUUUCAGUGAAAUCAAUGCCGUUGUCCCGGUUCAUUUUAUACGCACCGCCGAAGGUACCUUCUUCUGGACCACCAGCUCUGAUGUGCCAGCCGACAAUGAUUUGCCUCAACCCAUGAGCUGUGCCACCUACAAUCAAUUGGCCAGUUGUAUGCAAGAUCGUUGGGCCCAAGCCUAAAUUCAGCAACAACAACAACAGUUCCUGCUUCCUUCCAUCAACCUGAAGCCUGUAAAUCUGUGCCUUCCUCCAAUGUCUUCCACAUCAAAACUUCAAUGGUUUCUGUUAAUUUUCAAGGAAAAUUUAACAUGAAACUCCUAUCUCUAGAAAAAAUAGCUUUAACAAAAGAAAAAAACAACAAAAUUAUUGUGAUAUUAUUUAAGUAAUUUUUUUAAGAAAAAAAAAAAAAAACAAA